Arctia plantaginis is the source of this 1077-nucleotide messenger RNA. Lineage: Eukaryota; Metazoa; Arthropoda; Insecta; Lepidoptera; Erebidae. The record is from the annotation of a GenBank genome assembly.
AUGGCGACAGAUAAUUUAACCGCUAUGUUAUACAAACCUAAGGAUUUACAACUGAUACAAACGCCGAUACCAGUGUUAAAUGACGAUGAGGUACUUCUUCGUAUGGAUUGCGUGGGAAUUUGCGGUUCGGAUGUCCACUAUUGGCAACAUGGCGCUUGUGGACACUUCCUACUCAAAGAACCAAUGAUUAUGGGACAUGAGGCAUCAGGUGUUGUCGCUAAGGUCGGUCUAAAAGUGACGAACCUCAAAGUUGGUGACCGUGUGGCAAUAGAGCCGGGGGUCCCGUGCCGGUACUGCGAGUUCUGCAAGACAGGCCGGUACCACUUGUGUCCAGACAUGAAGUUCUGCGCCACGCCACCCAUACACGGCAACCUCGUCAGAUAUUACAAACACGCCGCUGACUUCUGCUUCAAGUUACCUGACCACGUAUCAAUGGAAGAAGGAGCGCUACUGGAACCCCUCGCAGUGGGAGUGCACGCCUGCCGGCGUGGAGGUCUCAAUGCAGGAGACUCGGUGUUGGUGCUGGGAGCAGGGCCUAUCGGUCUUCUCACGAUGAUGACAGCCAAGGCUAUGGGAGCGAGCAAGGUGAUCAUUACGGAUAUCUUACAAUCCCGCCUGGACUUCGCCAAGAAAAUGGGUGCUGAUCACACUCUACUAGCGUCCCGUGACGUCAGCGAAGCAGACAUGAUCAAGAAGAUCCAUGAACUGUUGGAUGGAUAUCCUGAUGUAUCCUUCGAUGCUAGUGGAGCACAGGCUACAGUGAGGCUGGCGAUGUUGGCCACGAAGUCAGGCGGCGUGGCGGUGCUGGUGGGCAUGGGCGCGGUGGAGCAGAGCGUGCCGCUGGCCGGCGCGCUCGCGCGUGAAGUCGACAUCCGCGGGAUCUUCCGAUACGUUAAUGAGUACCCCAUAGCUCUGGCGAUGGUAGCCAGCGGUAAAAUCAACGUGAAGCCCCUGGUCACGCACCACUUUAGCAUUGAGGAGACUCUGGAGGCGUACGAAGUGGCGCGAAAGGGCGCGGGCAUAAAGGUCAUGAUACACGUUCAGCCUAAGGAUACCAACAACCCUGUUAAGUUUUAA